Messenger RNA from Parnassius apollo (apollo), 630 nucleotides. The record is from the annotation of a GenBank genome assembly. NCBI's taxonomy places the organism in Eukaryota, Metazoa, Arthropoda, Insecta, Lepidoptera, Papilionidae.
AUGACAAUUCAUGUUAUAGGAAAACAUUUAGCGCAGCGUACUUUAAAUGAAUUCCCUGCUGCUACAGAUGAGAAAGUGAAAGAGUUAGUGCCAGUAAAAUCAAAUAGCAGCUGUAUGAAAUUAAUUCUACAUUCGUGUGAAACAGUCGGCGUAUACGUUGUUGAUAGUGUACCUGUGAUGAUAAAAAUAGGCGAUGUUUUGGUGCCUACUGUAUGUGCUCUAUGGAAAGUGCCUGACCUCCUACCGACCCUCAUCAUUCAUUCUCCGGUGUUACCUAAGCUUGCAGGGAGUGCACCACUAUAUGCGCCGGGGGUAACAUUAGGAGAUCCAGUAAAAUUCCCAUGCUUUUCCUGUGGGUCUCUUAUUGCUGCUGCUACAGUUGACAAUUGCGCUGCCGGCGCUGUGGGUCGUGCUGAUAUUUCCUCUUCAGAUCUGUUGAGGACUAAUAUAAUUGGAUUUAGAAGACACAGUUAUCACAGGAAAGGCACAGCUCUAUCGGCGGCAAAUGUUCGGUCUAUUCUUACCGAACAUGUGAAGACGAGAGGACUUAACAGCACACAGCAGCGAGGAGCCGUUGCGCUGGACCCACUGCUGGCGAAGAUUACUGGACAACAGGAACAGGCUACGUAG